Messenger RNA from Trifolium pratense (red clover), 1149 nucleotides. Its product is annotated as DNA polymerase zeta processivity subunit. Gene Ontology annotation, cellular component: zeta DNA polymerase complex. The transcript has 6 exons. Bases 73 to 687 code for a protein of 204 amino acids. The record is from RefSeq and is a predicted model, not a curated record. Lineage: Eukaryota; Viridiplantae; Streptophyta; Magnoliopsida; Fabales; Fabaceae.
UUUUGGUUUAUUGAGAGGGUUUGGAGAAAAUUAUUAUCAGAAUUGAAAAUUGAAUAAUGGGAAUUUUAUGGAAUGGAGCGAAGAGAGAAUCAAACUCCACAAGGAAAAAUAGCUGGUGUUUUGGUUGAAUUUUUGGAAGUUGCUAUUACUUCUGUUGUUUUUCUCAAAGGGAUUUAUCCUUCUGGUGCUUUUGAGAGGAGAAGGUAUAUGAAUGUUGUGGUUCAAAGGGCUUGUCAUCCUCAGCUUAGAUAUUACAUACAUGCCACUGUUUCAGGACUUCUUCCCUAUAUACAAAAGGGCAUGGUUGAAAGAGUAGCUGUUAUUUUCUUCAAUGCUCAUAAUGUUCCAUUGGAGAAGUUUGUUUUCAAGCUUGCAAUGGACCUCUCCUAUGGUUCAGCUGUGGAAGAGGUUGAUCUUCAGUUCUCUCUCAGAUCAUUUAUGAGCAAGUUGUCAAUCUCAGAAUCUCUUACUAAGAAGCUUCCUCCUGAUUGCAGAUGGGAGAUAACUGCUUACUUUCGAUCCAUUCCCGAGGCAGGUACAAGCAAGGAAGCAGACUUGUGGAUCCCAACCGACACAAAGCAGUGGCAACAGCCUCCACUUAUAACCCCUAUCAAGUCAAUGAGUAGUGAACCUCUAUGCCUGCAACUGUACUUGGAGCAUCCAUGUUUAUCGGAAUCAUUGCUUUGAGAAGGGAACUUCCAAGUAAGGAACACCUCAUUAUUAUCUCCCUACACCUUUGUUUACACAUGCAAUGGUCAUUAUUGGGGGCUAGUGGUUUGAAAGCAUAUUCUCAAUCUGUGGAAUAUUAAAAGAACUUUUUUACAAGCACUAGAGGGCUUGCAUUGAACUCUUCCCAAAUGAAAAGCUGCUUACUUUUUGCUGUGAUUUGAAGGUAGGAGAUAGGAUUUUGAUGAUGUAUUUUUUUGGAUGGACAUUGUAAAAAGCAUCAUGGUUAAUUUAGUAUAUUUUAAUUGGUUCAAAUUGUGUGACUUGAGAAAUGUGAAAAUUGAGGAAAUCAGGAAAAUUGAGAAGAUCCAUUCUCUAGAGAAUUCUUACUUUUGAAUAGCUUUUUUGGUUUUAUGUUAUAAUGUCAUAAGCAGUAAUACUUGUAUGAAUAUUUUGAAAUAUUUAUGAAAAUAGUUUAUGACA